Molecule: messenger RNA, 1620 nt
Organism: Exophiala dermatitidis NIH/UT8656
Lineage: Eukaryota; Fungi; Ascomycota; Eurotiomycetes; Chaetothyriales; Herpotrichiellaceae
Exons: 5
Coding region: 1-1620 (539 amino acids)
Biological process (GO): endocytosis; Golgi to endosome transport
Cellular component (GO): clathrin vesicle coat; endosome; plasma membrane
Molecular function (GO): clathrin binding; phospholipid binding
Source: RefSeq, a predicted model, not a curated record
AUGGAUUUCGAAAGUCUCAAGAGUCAGGUCAGCAACCUGACGCUUUACGACAUCAAGGCCGGAGUGCGGAAGGUGCAAAAUGCCGUCAUGAACCUCACCGAGAUGGAAGCAAAGGUUCGCGAGGCAACCAACGGAGAUCCUUGGGGCGCAUCUGCAACUUUGAUGCAGGAAAUUGCCCAAGGCACACAUAACUAUCAACAACUGAACGAAAUCAUGCCCAUGAUCUACAAGCGAUUUACAGACAAAACAGCGGAAGAGUGGAGGCAGAUAUACAAAGCGUUGCAACUUUUAGAGUAUCUCUGCAAACACGGUUCAGAACGAGUCAUCGAUGAUGCCCGGUCGCACCUCUCCCUCAUACGGAUGCUGAAGCAAUUCUACUACAUUGAUCCGAAUGGCAAAGACCAAGGGGUCAAUGUCCGCAACCGGUCCGGCGAGCUGGUCAAGUUGUUGAGCGACGUCGACACCAUCCGACAAGAACGCAAAAAGGCUCGAGCCAACAGAAACAAAUACAGUGGUGUUGAGGGCGGUUUGGGUAUGGGAGGUGGACUGUCCAGCGGCAGCCGCUACGGCGGGUUUGGCAGCGAGACUGGCGGAUUUGGCGGCUACCAAGGAGAAGUCUAUGGCGAUGGCGGCGGCUUCGGUGGUCGUGAAACCGACUUUUCUGGCACACAACGCCGGGCGGACCAAUUUGAAGAAUACGACGAGGCGGAAGAGGCGGAGCCCGCAAGACCUGCGAGAAGUACUACCAGCCGAACGACGACCCCAAAACGAGCGUCGCCGAAGCCCAAAGAGCCGGAGCAAGACCUGUUUGACUUUAGCAGCGAACCAACAACGACCACAUCGAACGGCAAGGCUCCUGCGACAAGUUCUUCCGGCCUCGGUGAAUUUGGGGCUUUGCAGGGCAGCACUGCGAAUGACGACGAUGAAUUUGACGACUUUCAAUCCGCAACGCCGGCAGCCCCGGCUGUUACGAGUCCUUUGGCUAGUAUUGUCCCUCCACCCACUACUUCGACUACGACCUCUGCUACACAAUUUGCCGCUCCCAAACCAGUUGCUCCUGGCCAAGCUGCGGGCUUCGACAAUAUCUUCGCCACCGCAUCUCCUGCUCUUUCAGCAACCUCUUCGGUCAUGUCUCCCGCGCCGUCGACUUUCUCUCCCCCUCCAACACAAACAGCAGCAGCCCCUCUUCAGCCGACGGGAGGGUUCAAAUCCACGGGGCCAAACUACUUUACUCCUGUUCCCGUGUCAAUCAAUUCCCAGAGCGGUCCAGCUUCAAAUGCGACACCAUCAGGAAUUGGCGCAACGUCGCCUACUUCGGCAGCCUCGUUGGGCAAGCCAACUCCUAAAGCGACGUCUGGUGCUGGUGGUGACGUCUUUGGCUCGCUCUGGAGCACGGCUAGCAGCAAAGCAGGAGUCAAGACCACAAGCAGUGGGUCCCAGAAAGGACCGGAUUUGGCGAGUAUGGCUAAGGCCAAGUCUCAGGCGGGAAUCUGGGGAGCGGCUUCAGCUGCCAGUUUGACACCCGCCGCGAGUGCGACACCUGCGAGCAGCAAUGCCGCGUCGGUGCAGGGGAAACCCAGCGCGUCACUUGGCAACGGGCUGGACGAUCUUCUAGGCUAA